Molecule: messenger RNA, 2605 nt
Organism: Pungitius pungitius (ninespine stickleback)
Lineage: Eukaryota; Metazoa; Chordata; Actinopteri; Perciformes; Gasterosteidae
Gene: c17h6orf136
Product: chromosome 17 C6orf136 homolog
Exons: 7
Coding region: 344-1555 (403 amino acids)
Source: RefSeq, a predicted model, not a curated record
GAUGCGUGCGACGCGUUCUGCCGGGCAAGGACACUUAGUGCUGGAAUGACAUUUGUGUAAGUGAGCUCACGUUAAAUGCUCAACUGUUAGCUUGUUUCUCGCCUGGGAGUACAGUACCACCCCUGUCCGGGAGAACCAUUGCAUCUAGACAGACUGCGGCGGGCUUUUGGAUCGAUAAGAACAGCGUGUUGGGGAGGACACUCUGAAGACUCUUCCCUCUCCUCUCACGUUGGCAGAGCGGAAGGCCCGCUGUUGUCACAAGGGGUCCCCACUUUGUGUCUUUGCGGUAUCCUUCGUGCGGUGAGGGAUGGUCAGCUGGUAACUGGGGUUGCCCCUGUGGUGAAUGGCUGUGAGCAGAGGGGGCGUCGCCUUCUGGGUGGGUUGUAUCCGCAGCCAUGGCCGAAGGCAAACCAUCGGAAAGCAGAGCUGGAGUCUCAGCCAGACCUGUCCCCUGAGCAGUGCAUCAUGGGCCCUUGUGCCCCCCAACAGCCUGAGAUACCAGAGCAUCAAGCAGUCGGUCCUGUCCCAUCCGUUCCACCAUGCCAGCAAGCCUCAGACAGGAGGUCACUACGAGGAAGACUGUGAGUCUCUCAGCGUGUGUGUGCUGGUGCGACAGGGCGAGUCCCACGGCCUGUACACGCUGCUGGAGAUCCCUCUGCUGGCUCACCGUAAACCUGGGCCUCCCCCGGCCUCAGAGUUCUCCUUCCUGUUGACCACGGUGGAUGGCAGCAGACAGGAUGACAUCACCAUUGACAGCUUGAAGAGAGAACAUGGCUGUUUCAGAAGCCUGUUUGAAGCGGAGAAAUGCCCAGCACCGUUUAUGUAUGGCUCCCAGUUUUAUUGUUUCCAUUGCCCGGCCUCACAGACGGUAGCUGGCAGCCGGCUGCAAUCCCUCCAGAAUAUUGAACUUUACAACAAGCCUGCGGAGCUGCCUCGGGUGCCAUCCACCUCUCUGUGUAGCCAUGCAGAGAGGCCAGAGGGUGACCAUUCUGUGGGAGACAGUGAGGAAGAGCAGAAACUGGCCCUGAUGUAUGAAAGACUCAGGGUGGAGCUUCCAAAUUUCUUAAUGCAGAACCAUGACUACAGCAUGUACUCCAAAGAUGUGGAAUUCAUCAACGGGCUCAUCAAUACAAAGACAAGAGGCCGGGCGCUGUACCAGCUCACCUUGUCCCUGUGGCGCCUCCUGUGCCUCUGUUACUACGCCAAGGCUCACCUGGAGGUACUGAAGCUCACGAAGCACAUGGAGGACGGGAGCAUUAAGGCUCGCUGGAGGAUCAGGGGCCUUCCCUUCGCCUCUCUGCUGCUACGCUUCUAUCGCAAAGACAAGUCCCUCCUGUACAGGUCAUAUGAUGCAUUCUCUACUUUUUACAUUGGACCGGAUGGACUCAUUCACUGUCAUAAAGUUGAAAAGGUGAUGCCGGAUCAGCCCCCUGUCCUCCCCACAGUGACCUCUCUCCUGGCGGGGGCUCUAGUGGCACUUGGGGUGCAGGAGUCUCGGCCUGCUCUCAACCUGCUGCCCCUCCUCCUGUCCUCCCUGAGACAGAGCAGAAACUGACCCCGUCUCACCUGUAGAGAGACGCUGGCCAGUGUGUCUGGGGUCCAUGUGACUCCCAAAGGAGCAAAUAAAAUAAACGUGGUCAACAUAAAGACAGCUCUGGGUUUUCAGAUCCCGGAGCUACAUGUGAUCUAUGACAGAUAGGGUGAAUGAACCAUGCAUCCAAACAGUAAAGACUGGGGAUUUUGCUUUGCAUUUGAUGUUUGUGAGUGAAUUCACUGCGUUGACUCAUUCAUAAUGUAACUAUCAGAGCCCACUAGUGCAUCGGAGUAACUGUGGCAACUGUCACACACCUUUUCUGCUCACCUCCGCUUAUUAGAAUUGCGUAAGUUAGCAUAGCUGCAGAAAUAUUGACAGUAACAUCACUCCAUAUCCUCAUCAUUUAAUUAACUGAUUCUGUUAAAUAAACUAGUAUCCAGGAAGGGUUGAUUGUCAUGAUCCAUUUGGAAUGAGUCUGCUACUAUAAACGUUUAAAGUAAUUCUACGUUGAGACUUGUAUGUGUUCUGUUGGAAUGAGCAUCCCUCCUCUAGCUAGUGUCUGUUAAUCAGGGUACAGACCACUGAAUGGGCGGGUAAGGCUUGGUUCUAGUUAGCAUGCUAAUUUAGUUAGCUAAGACACAUUGAAUCUAAUAAUGAUACUACACGCAUCCACAAUAACAAAAUGCUUUGGUUUUGCUAUAAGCCCAAAACCGUGCACAGCGGAGGAGCGGAUUGGAACCCAGCUACCAGGUUCAUUGUGUGUCUGUUGGACCAUGUGAUGAGCUGCACGUUUGUUUGACCCAGAACAGCUCCCUUCAAACCAAUAAAUACUCAAACCCGCCCUGCAUUCAACCAAAGCCCGUUUCAUGUGCUCAAUACUAGUAAAACCUGCAGCGCUUCCUCUUCCAAAACCUUUUCUUGUUGCCAACAGAUUUUGUUCAUGAAUAAAUAAUCUGCUUGUGUAUAAAGAUAUUAAUCCUUCACUUUCAGAAGUCUAAUUAGCCCAUAACAAAAUGUUUGCCUUGAUCUCGCUACGUUGAGUAAUAUCAAUAAAGCUGUAUUUGCUCUGCC